This is a messenger RNA of Toxoplasma gondii ME49, 1053 nucleotides long. RefSeq lists its product as hypothetical. The transcript has a single exon. Bases 1 to 1053 code for a protein of 350 amino acids. Lineage: Eukaryota; Apicomplexa; Conoidasida; Eucoccidiorida; Sarcocystidae. The record is from RefSeq and is a predicted model, not a curated record.
AUGAUCGUUCAGGGCUCAGAACUGUUUGUUCCACCACUGUCUCCACAGCAUCUGCCGAGUCAGCAAGAUGAGAGCCCUUCGCAACAAUUCCAAAGACAACCACAAGGUUUUGUUAGUGCAACGGACAUAGAACUGGGGUCUAACAGCGUGUCAGGGCAUGCACUUUCCACCACUGAGCUGGAGGGAGAAACUGCGGGAUUGCCUGUCGUUAAGACUGGUCGAUAUCGGCAUUCAGAUGAAACCGAAAACGAGAACCUCCCGGAAACGGCUGUAUCGAAGCGUUUUGACGGCAGCGCUGCCGCUAACCCCAUGCACACGAGAGAGCAAACGUCCACCGAGCAGGAUGUUCUGAUUUUCGAAAGUGAUGAACCUGUUCCGAAUCCGUACCAGGAUAGAAUAGAUGCAAGUGGAGCAGGUCCUGAAACGAUAGGCAAGACGAGUCAGACGAGCGGGACGGCUGUGAAUAAUGCAGAUAUCGUAACCGCCUACGCAGCUUCCUGUGAUGGGAGCGCAGCGCCUGUCCAAUGCUCCCUCUUUCUACAACCCAUCGAUGGGUCUGAGGAGAUCUUCGGCGCUGUCACAAAGAACAGCUUUGGUCAUCCACCAGUCACGGGCACACAACUCUCGAGAACUCGGCGGGAAGAUGAGGAACAGCCAGGUGGCGUCGUUUUUGAAAAAGGCGAUCCACGCGAAAAACACGACAACGGGGUUCCGAGGCAUGAAACAGGAAACGGGUACACGUUGAACAACAACGGCGGAUCCAGGGAACGGCCCUCACAGCCGAGUAACCUCGGCAAAGUGCCGCUCAGGGAGGAAGACAGGAAGGGACCCCCUUCGCCCCCUAGCCUUCUCGACGCCUCGUUACCAGCCCUAGGAGGACAGCAAAGGGAACAGAAAGCCGCCACGGAAGCGGAAAACACAGAGCCUUUGAUGCAGCCGGCCACCUUACUGGCAUUUUCAGUUGUAGACGGCGGCCAAGCAGAAUGCCAGCUUCCUGUCAAGUUCCUUGAAUCAUCAGGCGAGCGCCGAGAAGAUACCGGAUCUCUGUUGUGA